CUCGAUACAGUCAAUACGCUAUCCACUAUCAAAUGGCGCCGAACCCCUUCUCAUUUUCUUCCUCCUCUUACCUGGCCCCCUUUCCUAUACCUAGCCGAAAACCACAUGUAUUUAGUGUUCGAUUCUGCAAACCAGAUGCCAUCACUUGCACAAACUCAUGGACCGAACCCGAGGGAUCCGGAGCUGCGGCUUCGACAAGAGGAGACAAGUUCAUCCGUCGCCAGCAUUCCGCGGCAACUGUGAAAGCCGCGCCUAAGAAAAAAAAGCAGAAGCACGAAAAUGUCAUGAAAUUCUCGAGUUUGGCUCCGAGCUGUUAUGGGUGCGGAGCUCCAUUACAAACGUCCGAAAUCGAUGUUCCUGGAUACGUUGACAAGGAAACUUAUGACUUGAAGAAGAAACAUCGUCAACUUAGAACUGUCCUCUGCGGAAGGUGCCACCUAUUAUCUCAUGGACACAUUAUUACUGCUGUUGGUGGAAAUGGAGGUUAUUCUGCUGGGAAGCAGUUUGUUUCAGCAGAAGAGCUUAGGGAAAAGUUAUCUCAUUUGCGGCAUGAGAAAGCUUUGAUUGUGAAAUUGGUUGAUGUUGUAGAUUUCAACGGAAGCUUCUUGGCCCAUGUCAGAGAUCUUGCUGGGGCAAAUCCAAUCAUAUUAGUUGUGACUAAGGUGGAUCUUCUUCCAAAAGAAACAGACCUUAAUUGUAUUGGUGAUUGGGUUGUUGAGGCAACAACGAAAAAGAAGCUGAAUGUUCUGAGUGUUUAUUUAACAAGUUCAAAGUCUUUGGUUGGCAUAUGCGGAGUGGUGUCAGAAAUCCAAAAACAGAAGAAGCAAUGGGACACAAAUGGCGCCGCUACAUGCUCGUUAGCAGGGUGUUUUGUUGGAAGCAUGAUUCCAACAACAAGCCAGGAAGACAGGAACAAAGAAGUACCGUGAGCGCCAUUCUCGCCGUAGGUUACUAUGGUGGGAAAGCUUGAGGAUACUUCAGAGACACGGCACAUGUUCUUUUUGUUGAAGAAUCUGAUCUUCUUAAAGUAACUCUAAAAUAUUGGACUAAUCUUUUAGAAUUGAUGUUUUCUGUGUUCGCACCCACAGUACAAGUGUACCUGCGUCAUUGCUACACUUCUGUUCUUAAUGUAGUAGUCCUCAUUGUUUAGGUUAUAAAUAGCUGGUUUUGGUUGGCAUUUCCAGUGAUGUUUUUGGGCUAUGGACGUGUUGUAUUUUUUGGAGCAUCUCCAAGAGGGGUGUCUACUUUUCACAUUCCCUUGCACGCGGUGACGCGGGUCCCAUGUUUUAUCUCACAAUUUUUAUGUGCUGAACCUACAUAUCUCCUAUUCAUUUUCUUAAAUCACUUUUCAUCCAUGAAUCCCGUGUAAAGUCCAUGUGUGGACUGUGGACAUUGUCUACAAUUUAUUUCUCUCUCAUUUUUUUCAUUUUUCCGUAGACAUCACUUUCUCUAUAUUAAAUUAAAAUAAUCAUUCUAUCUAUCUUUCUCCGCCACGUAGGAUGGACUUCACUACAAUCUACUUUCCCAUUGGGCAGAGACGUUUAUGUCCUGGGUUCAGCUAAUGUUGGAAAAUCUGCAUUCAUCAAUGCUCUGUUAAAGAUGAUGUCAUACAAGGAUCCAGUGGCUGCUGCUGCAAGGAGAUACAGACCAAUUCAAUCCGCUGUUCCUGGAACAACUUUGGGUCCUAUACAGAUUGAUGCUUUCUUAGGUGCAGGUAAAAUGUACGAUACUCCUGGAGUCCAUCUCCAUCACAGACAAGCUGCAGUGGUUCAUUCAGAAGAUCUGCCUGCUCUUGCUCCUCGAAGUCGGCUUCGUGCCCGAAUUUUCCCGGACUCUCAGUUGGCUUUAGACAAACUGAUCGUUGAUCAAGUUAGAUCAAGCGGUUUGACUGGAUUCUCUAUGUUCUGGGGAGGUCUUGUGCGAGUAGAUGUUUUGAAGGCUCUUCCUGAGACACGGUUAAUUUUUUAUGGACCCAAGGCUGUGCAAAUUCACAUGGUGCCCACCGAGGAAGCCGAUGAGUUUUACCAUAGAGAACUUGGAAAUCUACUAACACCCCCUACAGGAAAAGAGAAGGCAGAUGGCUGGCUGGGACUAGAAACAAAACGUCACAUCCAAUUGAAGUAUGACAAUAUAGAAAGACCUGCGUGUGAUGUAGCCAUAUCUGGUCUGGGAUGGAUUUCUGUUGAACCUGUUGGCAUUACGCUCAAAUCAUCAAAUAGUCAAAUUGUAGAAGAGACGUUUGGGGAGUUAAUUUUGGUUGUUCAUAUUCCUAAGCCAGUUGAGAUAUUUGUUCGGCCACCAAUGCCGGUAGGGAAAGCAGGAGUAGAAUGGUACGAGUAUAGGGAGCUAACAGAGACUGAAGCUGAAGUCAGGCCUAAAUGGUUUUUCUGACCAAGAUCACAUUUGCUCAUGGAGAUAUACCAUAUCAGUGGGUUUUCUAUAUUUUUUUCUUCUCUUUUUUCUUUUUCUUUCUUUCUGAUUUGUUUCUUUAGGAGGUGGGUUCAACUUGUUCAUCUUUGAACAAGUUGUGAAAUGAGAACUCUCUUGUACCCUAUAUUGUUGUGAAAUUUGCAUUCAUAUUUGAAUUUUUGUGCAUAUAAACAAGCUAAGUUCAACUUGUACAUCUUGGUAAUCACUGGCCAAAAAAAAGAAUGUUGCAAUUGUUCCACUUUUGUUGUUUUUCAAAACAGAUCCAAUUCAGAAUUUAAUUG
This is a messenger RNA of Cuscuta europaea, 2711 nucleotides long. The record is from the annotation of a GenBank genome assembly. Lineage: Eukaryota; Viridiplantae; Streptophyta; Magnoliopsida; Solanales; Convolvulaceae.